Molecule: messenger RNA, 1963 nt
Organism: Drosophila gunungcola (fruit fly)
Lineage: Eukaryota; Metazoa; Arthropoda; Insecta; Diptera; Drosophilidae
Gene: Meics
Product: zinc finger protein 883
Exons: 2
Biological process (GO): regulation of transcription by RNA polymerase II
Cellular component (GO): nucleus
Molecular function (GO): DNA-binding transcription factor activity, RNA polymerase II-specific; zinc ion binding; RNA polymerase II cis-regulatory region sequence-specific DNA binding
Source: RefSeq, a predicted model, not a curated record
GUUGGAAUAUCCCCAUAAAAUAUGGAUGGAUCAGCGGACGCCAACAUGGAAAAGAACUGCCGCGCCUGCGCCGGACACUCGACGAUACUGGUGGACCUCUUCUCAACGGAGAUCUCUGAUCCCCCAAUUUGGGAUAUGCUAAACUCCAUUCUGACCGAGAACUGCCGCGUCAAUCGGGAUGCACUGCCUCAGAAGAUCUGCCCCUCCUGCCUUGUGGCCGCCCAAAACGCCUACCACUUCAAGCACAAGUGCGAGCAGAGUUUCCAGUACUUUUCCCACCUGCUCCUCCUGGAAAAAUACGGCUCAAAAACUCGUGGCAGGAGAGGGGAGAAGGGUCGAUCACUAGCCUUCGAGAUGGUAGGCUGUGAGGAUCCACUGGACACAAAUGAAAUGGCAGAUUCAGGGAAGGAGCAGGAUCGACUUGAAGUAAAAACGGAUUACGAUUCCGAGUUGACAGAGGGAUUGCCAAAUAAAGGACCGGAUAGUCCACCGUUGCAAGAAGUUUUUGAAAUAACACUAAGUGAAAACAUAAAAACGGAGGAAGAGAUCUCCAACGGCGAGACAUUCGAGGAUGCCUUUCAACAAGACGAUGAUGAUGAUGAUGUUAUAAAUGAAAGUGAAGACGAUUCAGAUGAAUGGUCAGGUGGCUGGACGGACGACCAAGAAGAACCCUGGGUACCCGGUGAUUUGGACUCCAAAAAGGUUGCCAAAGGGAAUCAAUCCCUGCUUUGCACCGAGUGUGGCCUGACCUGCAAGACGCACAAGUCACUGGCGAGCCACAUUGCCCGGCACAAGGAGCAGGAGGAUCCAAAAAAGCUGCACCUGUGCGACUUCUGCGGCAGGGGAUUCCGAACUAACGCCCAGUUGACAGUCCACAGGCGCAGGCACACCGGAGAUCGUCCUUUUCAGUGCCCCCUCUGCCCGAAGGCCUAUACCCACGGGCCGACUCUCAAGACGCACAUGCUGACCCACGACGAGAACAAGGCUUUCAAGUGCCCGCAGUGCGAUAAGACCUUUUAUACGAGCUCAAACCUGAGGGCCCAUCAGCAGUGGCACACGGGCGAGCGACCAUAUAAGUGUACAAUUUGUUCACGGUCCUUCACCAAGAACUCCGGCCUUAAGUUGCACAGUCGGCUGCACAAGGAGGACCGGCCCUUCAAGUGCGAGCUCUGCGGCAAGGGAUUUGUCCAGAGCCAGCACCUGGUCACCCACCUGCGGGUCCACAACGAGGAUCGCCAAUUCAAGUGUCCCGAGUGCGACAAGUCGUUCUUCGAGAAAUCCAACAUGAAGAAGCAUCACCGAACGCACUCGGGCGAGAAGCCUUUCAAAUGCGAGGAGUGCGGCGCCGCCUUCUCGCACAACCAUCACCUAAAGAGCCACCUACGCAUCCACACCGGAGAGAAGCCCUACAAGUGCGACCAGUGCGGCAAGGGUUUCUGUGCGAAUCAGUCUCUGGCGAAGCACAUCCUUUGGCAUGUGGAAGUCAAAGAUCGCCCGUUCAAAUGCCCUCAGUGUCCCAAAGCUUUUGACACUCUGCAAAGUUUACGGGGCCACGGCAAAGCGCACAGGUUGCCGAAAGAGCCGCCAGAGCUGCUCAAAUGCCCGCACUGCGAAGUCAAUUUUGCGCUAAAGAAGACUCUGGACAAGCAUAUUAGUAGCCACAAGAUUCGGCCCCACCAAUGCCCGCAUUGUCCAGAAGGAUUUUUCUCCCAAAAAAGCUACAAAAGACACGCGAGAGUGCACAACCAAAAAAAUAAAAGUUAAAUUUGUGUUUUGGGAACACACACACAUGCAAUCGAACUUCAAAAUAUCAUCAUGCUACCCUAUCAUGUUCAAAGCAACUUAAAUUCAUAGAAAAAAUUGCAAUUGUACCAUUAACUUACUAUAAGUUUUAGAAAGUAUUUGUUAUAAAUACGCCUAAGAAUCUGUUUGAAUUGAUUAUUAAAUAUUAAUAAUUUUAGUA